AUGGAACUAAUCCAGCCUGGCCCCUGGGCCAAAUUACCCCCGGCUCCUCCUCCUGUUCCGACCACUCACCCUGCUUCUAUCCCUUCCCUCAGCCAGCUGUGGCUCAGCCACUGGACCACCCCAUCCAACCCCUUUGAGGAAGAAAAAGAGGAAGAUGAAGGCCCCAAAAAUGAUGGGACAUUUAAGGCAUGCAUCAUGAGGUCCACCAAUGGGGUGAGAGCAAGCUAUCCACUGUCUCAGGCAUCCUCCAGUGAGAAGAGAUGUUCAGCUUCAUCAUUAUCAUCAUCAUUACCAUCAAUACCACCACCUACUAAAACGAAGCAGAAGAGUUGUCAAGAAAACCCCUUCAACCGUAAAGCUCCGCCCACUGACUCUUUCAGUCACAGUACUACAAUUCCCACUAGCACUCAAGCCAGUGCUCCAGACCAUGGCUUCCCUCUCAUUAGGAGGAAGGUUCAGGAAGAAGGUUAUAUGCAUGAAGAGGAUCUGCAGAGGCAGCAGGGGGCACUGGAGGACAGACUGCAGGAGCUAGAGAGGCGAGGAGAGGAGCUGGAAAAGAAGAUUCACAACUGCACGCUUGGUAAGCAGGAGGAAGAGCUGUUGGUGGAUUGGUUCACCCUCAUACACGAGAAACACACGCUGGUGCGCAGAGACGCUGAACUAGUAUAUAUUUUGAAGCAGCAGGAGUUGGAGCAGACGCAGGCAGAUGUUGAGUUUCAACUCAGGAGCCUCCUUAACAAACCAGAGCAAGAAUGGACCCGGGAUGAUGAGAUCAGAGAGCAGAAGUUGACCUUUGAGCUUGUGGCCAUCAUUGAGCAGCGGGAUGACAUCAUCAGCAGCCAGGAGAAAGACAGACAGAGGGAGCAGGAGGAGGAUGAUUUGCUGGAUGCUGUAAUCAAAAAGAGAGACUUCUACAGACAGGUCAGACCCCAGCUGUUGAGUUUUGGGCGCAAACUGAAGCCUCUACGAGUGCUGAAGAUCUUGAAGGCACUGAAAGCUCGAGGCUCUAACAGGAAGGAGAAAAGGAGCAGCUCCAUCAGCCUGAGCUGAGCACUGAACUGUUACUGAGCAGUAAUGAUGUGAAGAUCUGUGGAAAUGUAGAGGGAUUUGUCUGAAAUCUACACUGUGGAAAAGUCUGAUUUUCUGCCAGUAAGACAAAGAAUUUGAAUAAAAACACUGCAGGUCACCUUUAGUGUAAAUUACAGUGUCUCUCUGAAGCUGUAUGAGUUCAGAGGAAUCAUACAGCGGUUUACAAAUGAAAGUCACCAUUCACAUCAAAGCAUGCAUCUUUAGUAAUAAAAGGAUUUCUCCUGAAUGUCA
Molecule: messenger RNA, 1320 nt
Organism: Pygocentrus nattereri (red-bellied piranha)
Lineage: Eukaryota; Metazoa; Chordata; Actinopteri; Characiformes; Serrasalmidae
Product: MICAL-like protein 1
Exons: 9
Coding region: 1-1050 (349 amino acids)
Source: RefSeq, a predicted model, not a curated record